UCUCUCUCACAUUCUCUCUCUACACGCCGUUUUGCUCAGCUCUCACUCCUCACGCUCUCUCUCAAACCCUAGAGACCGGACACGCUCCCAAUUUUCCAUGAUUCCUCUCGAUCUCUGCCACUGAACUUUUUCUCUUCUAUUUUCUAUCCGAGAUUUUUUCAAUCGGUGGUGAAAGGAGGAUCAUCGGAGAUACUCACACAGAGGCAGAUAGAUGGCGGCUUCCACCACAAGCCAGGUUUAUAUCGAUGUAAUCGAGGAUGUUAUGGUCAAGGUUCGGGACGAGUUCAUCAACAACGGUGGUCCUGGGGAGGACGUUCUCAAAGAGCUUCAAGCUAUGUGGGAAUCAAAGAUGAUCCAAGCUGGUGCGGUGCUCGGUCCCAUAGAAAGGUCUAUUGCAGCAAAGCCAACACCUGGUGGUCCAAUUACUCCUGUUCACGAUCUUAAUGUGCCGUAUGAGGGGACUGAGGAGUACGAAACUCCUACAGCUGAAAUACUUUUUCCCCCUACGCCAUUGCAAACUCCAAUUCAAACCCCUUUACCAGGAACGGGGGAUAGCUCAACAUAUAACAUUCCUACUGGACCAAGUGACUACACCUCUCCUGGAAAUGAUCCAGGGGGAAAUUCUGAUUUAAAAGGAGGAAGACCAGGUCCUUACAUGCAACCUCCUUCUCCCUGGAUGAACCAGAACCAGAGGCCUUCACUUGAUGUCAAUGUUGCUUAUGUGGAAGGGAGGGAUGAGGCCGAAAGAGGAACUUCUAAUCAACCUCUGACACAGGACUUCUUCACAAUGUCCUCAGGAAAGAGAAAGCGCAAUGAUUUGGCUUCACAAUAUAAUGGUGGUGGAUAUAUGCCUCAGCAAGAUGGAGCUGGAGAUGCUGCAUCUGGAAUUUUUGAAAUUGAGGUAUGUGGAGGGGGUAUCUCCAUGAAUUCACAUCACACUAUUUUUAAAGGGAAAAUGCCAGCAGAUUUGGACAGGUCGGCCUCUAGGAUUCCCCAGCUUGAUGGACCAAUUCCCUAUGAUGAUGAUGUGCUUUCUACUCCAAAUAUCUACAAUUAUGGAACAGUGUUCACUGAAGACUACAACAUUGCAAAUACACCAGCUCCUCCUGAAAUACCAGCAAGCACCCCUGCUCUCUUAGUUCAAAAUGAGGUGGGAAAUGAUGAUAACGAUGAUGAGCCUCCAUUAAAUGAAAAUGAUGAUGAGGAUUUGGAUGACCUGGACCAAGGAGAGGACCAAAAUACACAUCAUCUUGUUUUGGCCCAGUUUGACAAGGUGACACGUACCAAGAGCAGGUGGAAAUGCGCAUUAAAGGAUGGUAUCAUGCACAUCAAUAAUAAGGACAUUCUCUUCAAUAAGGCGACAGGAGAGUUUGACUUCUGAUUUUGUUGGUCCCAGUGCUUUAGUGAAGCAUAAUUCAGACGUGCGAUUGAGUGCUUGGUAAUCAAUCUUUGAUUAUAAUUAUUAAGUGAAGAUUGAGGAAGAGAGAAAUCCUUUAUAGUUUCGAGACUGUUGUUUUGAUGUUGGCCUCUUGUACAUAAAGGAUGCGCAAUUUUUGGCCUUUACAUGAUGGUUAGAUACUCAGGCAUUUCCUUAAUUCCACCAUUUGUCUAGUGUGUAGUUCCUUUAGUUCUGUAUACUUGGACAUUUUGGUUAAUUUAAGAAUUGCAUUGUAUGAUAGUCGUCGUUUAUUUAGGCUUGGUUUAAAUCGUCUGUCCCUCUUGCUUAGCUUUUGGACCCUAAAAACUGUGCAAGACUCUUUUUAAGUUCUGACAUACUGAUAUUGAUAUC
Molecule: messenger RNA, 1789 nt
Organism: Gastrolobium bilobum
Lineage: Eukaryota; Viridiplantae; Streptophyta; Magnoliopsida; Fabales; Fabaceae
Product: transcription initiation factor IIA large subunit-like
Exons: 11
Coding region: 212-1381 (389 amino acids)
Biological process (GO): transcription initiation at RNA polymerase II promoter; transcription by RNA polymerase II
Cellular component (GO): transcription factor TFIIA complex
Source: RefSeq, a predicted model, not a curated record